Candidula unifasciata is the source of this 2790-nucleotide messenger RNA. NCBI's taxonomy places the organism in Eukaryota, Metazoa, Mollusca, Gastropoda, Stylommatophora, Geomitridae. The record is from the annotation of a GenBank genome assembly.
AUGGUAGACAGAGUUGAAGCUUCUUCUUCUGCAGGGAGGACUGUUACUUAUGCUAUAACUGCUGGUGAUCCUGAUGGGGUGUUCAAAAUUGAUGCCAGUUCUGGAAUAAUUUGGACUCAGCUUGCUGUUAAUAGAGAAGAGAAGUCCAAAUAUACGCUGACUGUCAUUGCUUAUGAUGGGGAGAAGAUAAGUACGCGGGCCGUGACAAUAUUGGUCAGAGAUUUGAAUGACAAUGCUCCUGUGUUUGUAUCCCUGACCACAGAGGCCACCGUGCUGGAGAAUUGGCCAGUCGGACAUAACAUAUUUUUAGCGCAGGCCACAGAUGCUGAUGCCGAUGCCAACAAGGAGAUUAGCUACAGCUUGUCCUCAUCCGAUGAGAUCAAUGGCGUCUUUGCCAUAAAUGCCACUAGUGGAGUGAUAUUCCUGGCCAAGCCACCCAGCCACAUGCCUGGGUAUAGUGCUACCUUGAACAUUACUGCUACAGAUGGGGGUGCCGCACGCAAGUUCAGUUCAAUGGCUGUGAAAAUCAGAAUAGAGGAUGUCAAUGACCACACUCCUAUCUUCACAGGAAGCCAUUGGGAGCUGUUCUUGUUUGAAUCUCAGCCUGUCAAUGAAGUUCUGAAGGUCGUGUCUGCAACUGAUGCUGACAAAGGGCAGAAUGGCGAACUUACAUACCGCAUCACCAGAGGUAAUGAAGACAAGCGGUUUGGCAUUUUCCCUGAUGGAUCUUUGUUUGUAGCUCAUGAACUAGAUAGAGAGAAAAAGGAUAUGUAUUUCCUGACAAUUGUAGUUAAAGAUGGUGGGUCAGAACCAAGGAGCUCUUCUGUUAACAUUACCGUUUAUGUCCUCGAUGAAAAUGACAACCAGCCAAAGUUUCUCAAAGAGCUAUAUGAGUUUAGUAUCAAAGAAAACAGAAAAGUAAACACUUUUGUUGGGACUGUCAAAGCAGAUGAUGAAGAUGUUGGACGCAAUGCUGACAUAGUCUACUCCCUGGGUGAAGACAAUGACAACUUUUCUAUAGAUCCUCUCAUGGGGACCAUUUAUUCCAAGAAACAGUUUGAUCGGGAGUACAUUGUGAAGACAACAAAUCAACCCUUUUAUGUUUUUGAUGUGUUUGCCACAGAUAAUGGCUUGAAGAAGCUUCAGAGUAAAGUAUCUGUCAGAGUCAAUGUUUUUGAUGAAAAUGACAACCCGCCUGUGUUUGUGCAGGUUUCAGGAUCAGUCAUCGCCAUUAAUGAGAACAGUAAUGUUAAUGAAGGUUUUUUCACACUGUCUGCAGUGGAUGCUGAUGAAGGUGCCAAUGCUGCCUUGUCUUUUGCUGUUGUCAGCGGCAAUGAAGCUGGAAAAUUCGGCAUAAGGGCAGAUAGUGGGGUGUUGUAUUUGAAGGAUAAACUGGACAGAGAGCUGGAGGAUCUGUACUUUCUGACUGUUAAUGCAACAGAUACCGGUUCAGAAGUUCAGCUGGAGGCAUCUAUAGAACUGCAAAUCUUUGUUGUUGAUUACAAUGACAAUGUACCACAGUUUGCUGCCAACACCAGACGAUUCAUCAGUGUCAGCGAGACUACGGAUGUAGGAGAAACAUUAGUGACUUUCUCUGGCAGCGACAAAGACAUGGGCAACAAUGGGAAACUCAGAUAUGAUAUUGUAUCCGGAAAUGAAGAUGACAUCUUUGCACUGGAUGUUUACUCUGGGCGACUGUCACUGACACGGAGUCUGGACUAUGAAUCAUUGAAGCUCAAUAAUGGAGAGCAUUCACUGAAUAUCACUCUCUCUGACUCAGGUUUCCCUGCUCUGUCCGUGGCCAUCAUCUUUACUGUCAAAGUCAUUGAUGCCAAUGACAAUGCUCCAGAGUUUACAGAUGGCUUGUCCAAAGUAUUUGCUAAAGAAAAUAAGCCCCCAGGAUCAAAGAUAGCAGAUUUAACAGCCGUGGACAGAGAUUCUGGGGACCUGGGUAGGGUUUUAUACAGCAUUUACAAGCAGACGCCUGGCGGAGGCCAUUUUGCCAUCAACGAAAUCACAGGGGAGAUAACUGUCAACAGUAUGUUGGAUCGAGAGAAAGAUGAUACCUUUAAAGUGACCAUCCAUGCCAUAGACCAAGACAGCAAUGUGUCCCAGAGAAAGACAGCUGAGAAAUCCUUGACAAUCUUCGUAGAGGAUGUCAAUGACAAUGCUCCAGUAAUCAUGAGCCCUGGAGUAUUUCUAGUUCCUUCUUCUUCUUCUGGAGGCAGUACUGUUGCUUCAGUUACCGCCAUAGAUGUGGACCACGCUGAUAAUAGCAAGAUAUCAUACUCUUUCUCAGGUCAGAAACCGACCUUGUUCAAUAUAAACCCGACAACAGGUACCAUAUCACUGACCCAGAACCUGCCACCUCUACCUUCCAGCUAUGUCUUAAACAUAACAGCGACCGAUGGGGGCUCAGAUGACACUUUAGGGGCAAAAUCCACCACAGAGUCCGUGACUCUUCUCGUACAUGCCACCAGUGGCAAUGGCCCAGUGUUCUCUAGUUCGAAUCCAACUUCCGGUAGUUUCAAAGAGAAUGUGGCUCCAGGAGCCAGCAUUAUGAGGAUGACAGCCACCCCAUCCUCCUUGGGUUUUAGGGUGGAAUACUACAUCACCAAGGUGACCGUGGCUGGGCGAGCAUACAGCGGAUUAUUUUUCAUUGACCGGUCAGCUGGGGUCAUCUCCACGGCCGUUUCUGUGGACAGGGAGCAGCUGCCCGCCGACCUGUUCCUUGUGGAUAUAAGUGCUGUUGAAUCGGAUGACAGCGGGCAGCGGGCCACGACUGUGCCG